AUGGGGCAUAUGGAGUACAUACCGCCUGGAGAGAUCGAAAAGCCAGUUAAUAGCGUAUAUUAUCUGCCACAUCACUGCGUUUUCAAGGAAGAUUCUACUACCACAAAGCUACGUGUAGUUUUCGACGGAUCUGCAACAACAUCAACCGGUCAAUCACUCAACGACACUUUGAUGGUUGGUCCCACGGUACAAGACGACCUCUACUCGAUAAUCAUGCGCUUCAGGUUCUACCCAAUUGCUUUAUCAGCAGAUAUUGCAAAAAUGUACCGACAAGUUGCUCUAGAGGACAAAUCGAAGGAUUUCCAUCGCAUACUUUGGAGAUUAAAUAAAUCGGAUGAAAUCAAGCAUCUCAGGAUGACACGUGUUACAUAUGGAAUAGCUUUGUCAGCUUUUUACUCAACAAGAUGCCUCAAUGAAGUAGCAGAUCAAUCUAAGAACCCAAUGAUCAAAGAAAGUCUCAAAAAUUGUUUCUAUGUAGACGACUUUCUUGGUGGCGCUAAUGAUAAGCAUGAAGCAGAAAGACUCAUCUCUGAUUUAUGCGAAGAGCUGAACUCUCAUGAAUUCCCUCUACGAAAGUGGACUUCAAGUAAUGCUAAAAUAAUUGAAGGAUUGCCAGAACAUCUCCGCGAAAAAUCGGAUGUGCUGGAACUUUUCUCUGACGAAUACAAAAUCAAGGCGCUAGGAGUCAGUUGGAAGCCCAAUAAGGACAUCUCUUGUUUUUCAACUGCCUUACCAGAGCUGAAACUGCUUACAAAGAGGACUCUUCUGUCCACAAUUUCAAAAUUGUUUGAUCCGAUGGGAUGGCUAGCUCCAUUCAUCAUCAAUUUCAAAUGUCUCAUGCAACAGCUAUGGGUCCAAGGUUUUGAUUGGGAUUCUGAAGUCGAUCAGAAAACCAAGGAAAAAUGGUAUGAGCUCACCGGAACUUUGCCUCAACUACUGGAACUACAGAUACCAAGAUCUAUGAUCUCACAUCCAAUAAAGGAGGUUCAACUUCACGUAUUCUGUGAUGCUUCCGAAAAAGCAUAUGCAGCCGCAAUCUAUGCAAGAAUUACCAAUGAUGAUGGCAAAACUUUUGCGUAUCUACUGACCUCCAAAACAAAGGUUGCUCCGGUCAAAGCAAUCUCUGUUCCCAAAUUAGAGCUCUGCGGUGCAAGUUUAGCUACCAAACUUCUUAAAUCAGUUCAUUCAAUUUUGAGGAAAACAAAUCUCAAGAUAACUUCACACGCCUGGACUGAUUCAACAAUUGUCUUGCAAUGGCUUGCUCAACUUCCACGAACGUGGAACACUUUUGUUGCAAACAGAGUUUCACAAAUACAAGAGACCCUACCCAGAAGUGAUUGGAAACACGUGCCAACAGCAGUAAAUCCAGCUGAUUUAGCCUCUCGUGGUGUAUUAGCUGACACAUUAAUAUCUUCCUCACUCUGGUGGAAUGGACCAGAUUGGCUGACCAAGGAUGAAAGGCACUGGCCCAACCUACUACCAUCUCUAGUUGAAGCACCUGAAAAACGAACCGUCAAAGCCAAGACUAAUGCAGAAAGUGAACAAAUUCGAACUGUUCUCGCAAAUCAUGCUCAAAACGAAGAAAUGACGGAUGGAAUUUUUCGUUUAUAG
Symsagittifera roscoffensis is the source of this 1611-nucleotide messenger RNA. RefSeq lists its product as uncharacterized. Lineage: Eukaryota; Metazoa; Xenacoelomorpha; Acoela; Convolutidae. The record is from RefSeq and is a predicted model, not a curated record. The transcript has a single exon. The coding region runs from base 1 to 1611 and encodes 536 amino acids.